Messenger RNA from Eupeodes corollae, 1513 nucleotides. RefSeq names its product ran-binding protein 3 (gene RanBP3). The coding region runs from base 136 to 1335 and encodes 399 amino acids. NCBI's taxonomy places the organism in Eukaryota, Metazoa, Arthropoda, Insecta, Diptera, Syrphidae. Gene Ontology annotation, cellular component: nuclear pore; cytoplasm. Gene Ontology annotation, biological process: protein export from nucleus. Gene Ontology annotation, molecular function: GTPase activator activity. The record is from RefSeq and is a predicted model, not a curated record. The transcript has 6 exons.
ACCGCUUCAAAUACAUCUACUUUUUUGACAAUUCUACAUACGCUAACCUUCGCUAGCUUGUCACUUUUAUUAAUUUUUUGAUUUAGGAAUUGUAUUAAAACAAACUUUUGUUUUGUACUCGAAAAUAGUUUAAAAAUGUCCGAAAACAAUGAUAACUCCAAUGAUUCGAACAGUCGGAAUGAUUCCAUCCUGCAAGCUUCACGACUAAAUAAUCCAAUUCGGGCUGGAGUUUUGCGUCCUUCAGUGCUGGGUUCGUCAUUGAAUUCAUCAAAUGCAGACGGCGGAAAAGCUAGAGAUGGUAGCGAUAAUGAUAGCGAGUUGGUGAAUCCGUUUCUGAGGGAGUCCAAAGACGACGAUGAUGGACAGGAUGGUGCUGGUGCUUCAUCGGCGGAGAAUAAUAAACGAGACGAAAGCGAUGAUGAUGAGAAAGAUGAUCGGCCAGAUCCGUUGAAUUUGUUGGCUAAGAACGGGUUCGAGCGCGCAAGUUUGUUUGCCGCUGCCAAAAGCUCAAUGCCCAGAGUUGAACGGUCGGGAUUUGUAUUUGGACAAAAUGUACAUGAGCGUGUUACAGGGGAAAAUAUCCAUGCUGAAUCGUCAACCAGCAAAUCAGAAAAUUCAACCACUUCACCAGAUUCUCCAUUGCUCUUCUCGACCGUUGUUCAAGCUGCUGCAAAACCCGAAAAUGAAGGUGCUGCUGCUAAAGAAAGCACAGAUGCAAAAAGUUUAACCGAAGUGGCCCGUGAGUACGAGGAGAGCAGAGCGCAAAAACGAAAGUUUGAAGAAGUCGAAACUUUUACUGGCGAAGAAGAUGAAGCUAAUAUUGUAGAUAUAAGUUGCAAGCUUUUUGCAUUCGUAAAUAGUAACUGGGAAGAAAGGGGUCGCGGUAGUCUUAGAUUAAAUGACUCAAAAGUUCAAGAAUGCUCCCGAGUUGUGUUCCGUACAUCAGGCAAUUUACGCUUGUUAGUUAAUACCAAGGUGUGGGCUGGUAUGGUUGCCGAACGUCCCAGUCAAAAAUCAAUGCGACUUACAGCCAUGGACAACAAUGGUCAAAUCAAAGUAUUCUUGGUUAUGGCUCGUCCAGCUGAAAUAAGUAAUCUUCACAAGUUGCUAGUGAAACGAAUUGAAAAGAUCAAAUUAUUGCAUCCGAUUGCCACGGUCGAUUGCGACGACAGCAACGACGCCAAAAAUGGUUCAGCUGAUAAAUGUGAAGUAGCAGCAGCUGCUGCAAUUCCAGCCCCAUCUGAUAGCGCUCAUGCUGACGCCGAUGGCGAAUCAGAGCCAAGUCCCAAAAAGUCCCUAGUGGCUACAGCUGCCGCAGCAGCUGAGUCCGAUUAAAUGGACUAACAGCCUGCCUACCCUCGCAAUGUAAGAAGCAACAAGGAGAUAAAAACAAAAAACAAAAAAGCUAGAGAGAAAAUAUAUAUCUAAAUCGUUUGUAUUUCAUCAUUCAAAACAAAAACAACAAAAAAAUACAUAUUUAAACAAAAUCAUUAAAUCGAAAUUUUAAAAGAGA